Molecule: messenger RNA, 284 nt
Organism: Amoebophrya sp. A120
Lineage: Eukaryota; Dinophyceae; Syndiniales; Amoebophryaceae
Source: the annotation of a GenBank genome assembly
UUCUGCAGAUGCUGUCCACCGGGGCCCGCUACCUAUUCAAUGGGAAAAAAGUAUGCGGACGUCUGGUGAAAGUGGAACGAUGGUCGUUUGAAGAGCUGGCAAGGGAAUGUGGAAAUAUCUACGCCGUCGGAAACAACGGCUCCACUGCUAAACUUGAAAAGGUGUUCGAUAGUGCAUCCCGCAGGGCUCGAGCGAUAUUGCAGCAGCUCAAGGAAGCUGCGCUGGAGGAGAAACAUACCUAUUCGAUCACAACUUCGCCUAAAAAGACACCGGAAGAAGAUGAG